GUGCUUACACAGAAACUGGAUUUCAUUUUAGGUAUUAGAAAUUUCACAUGAAUGUUAUCGACCACAGAGUGAACAUUCAGAUCGUGUGAAACGACAAAACCAUGGAGCGCUUGUUAAGAAACUUUGUGAUGUUAAUCUUGUUUACAUGUUAUGGUUCAGCUGAAGACCUUGUGUGUGAUUUUGACAAUUCAAGUUGUUCCUUUCUAAGGAAUGAUCCUGAAAACUUCGAGAAUUGGAAGUUUGGAAGAGGUCAACUAAACUCCGCUGGUGAAGGACCAUCAGUGGACCACACGUUUGGGACAGAUCAAGGUAACUAUUUGUAUGUGAACGGAAGUGCAGCCAAAGCGAAAGGUGUCAUAUUACAAACAAAUAUGUUGGACCAUGGAUACGUCUGCGUCAGCUUCUUUUACCACAUGUACAGCGCAGGCAACGGAAGGCUGACUGUCUACACUCAUAAUCUUUCCAAUGGUUACGAUAAAGUCUAUUUCAUUCGCAGGAAGACGCAAGGUGAUCGCUGGGAGAAAACAGAGUUCAGCGUUUCAAUCGAAUUAAACACAAAUAUCAUUUUAAUUUUCGAAGCAAAAUAUGAAUCUUCGUUUGAAGUCGGAGGGAUCAUAGCUUUGGAUGAUAUAAGGUUGGACCGACGUAAAUGCCUAAAUUUUUUAUGGUGUGAUUGCACUUUUGAGGAAUCUAACUGUACCUACAGUGCUCUGCGUACAGGAUCUUUGGUGUGGGAGAGGAAAGAUUCGAAACAGACUGGUUAUUUAUUGAGCGUUUUACCACGUGUUGACCAUACUUUAGGAACAUCAAGUGGUAAGUUUUGCCUUUAA
Molecule: messenger RNA, 830 nt
Organism: Stegodyphus dumicola
Lineage: Eukaryota; Metazoa; Arthropoda; Arachnida; Araneae; Eresidae
Product: apical endosomal glycoprotein-like
Cellular component (GO): membrane
Source: RefSeq, a predicted model, not a curated record